AAAUUUUGUGUCUAGAUCGGCAUAUUAUGAAAUUCAGAAAUUCUAGAAAAUGAUCACUCUUCUCAAAAAGAUGGUUAAAUGGUUAAGAGCAACCGGAAAUGUUAUUUAAAUGGAGAUACGCUAUUUGUGGCCGAGUUUCUUCCAAACGAAUGACAGAUAUGGUAGCCAAUGAGAUUUCAUCAUUUCAAAUUUGCUACUCGGAAAUAGCUUUGACAGUUGAUUUGAUUGACAAUUGGCAAUGGCUCUGUGAUUGGACCGUUCUUUCUUUCUUCCGAUUUACGUGUGCCGUGUUUGCUGAAAGAAAAAAGGACGAGGAUUUGAGAUUACUCAAGAUUACUUCAGUAGUCAAUAAUUGCGUUUAUACGUUUGUUAAUUUAUUGUAAGUAUUGCAAAUAUUCAUUUCGUGAUCCGAUACUGCGAAGAAAGGAGAAGUAACCCCUCUUCAUCACAACAGGCUUAUCACAAUGCAUCAAGAAACUCCGCAACUCAUUCAAAUCUUAGAAAAGACCGUUUCGCCUGAUAAAAAUGAGUUGGAACAGGCAUCCUCCUUCCUCGAGCAAGCGGCUUCAACAAACGUCCUAGGUUUUAUUAAAACACUAUCAGAGAUUCUGAGACAUGGGGGAAACAGCCCUGUUGCAAGAAUGGCUGCAGGUCUACAGCUCAAGAACCAGUUAACAUCUAAGGAUCCGAACAUCAAACAGACUUAUCAACAUCGUUGGCUCUCUUUUCCUGAUGACAUACGAAGUUACAUAAAGAAAAAUGUUGUGGGCGCUUUAGGCACAGAAACGAACCGACCGUCAUCUGCUGCUCAGUGCGUUGCUUACAUCGCCGUUGCCGAAUUGCCGCAGCAUCAAUGGCCAGACUUGAUAUCCACCUUGGUCAGCAAUGUAUGCCAAGCAAACUCCACUGAAAUCCAGAAGGAGGCUACCUUGGAGGCGAUCGGGUACAUUUGCCAGGAAAUUGAUUCUGAUGUGCUCGUCGCGCAGUCCAACGAUAUACUCACGGCAAUAGUACAUGGAAUGAGAAACUCAGAACCAAGCAAUCAUGUGAGGUUGGCAGCAACACAAGCUCUCUUAAAUUCAUUGGAGUUCACAAAGGCGAAUUUUGAUCAACCUACAGAGCGAAAUUACAUUAUGGAGGUUGUUUGUGAAGCAACUCAGUCUCCUGAUUCACAAAUCAAAGUAGCAGCACUGCAAUGUUUAGUGAAAAUAAUGUCACUGUACUAUCAAUAUAUGGAGCCUUACAUGGCCCCAGCUUUAUUCCCAAUUACUCUAGAAGCCAUGAAAUCGGAAAACGAUGCUGUCGCACUACAGGGUAUCGAAUUCUGGUCGAACGUGUCCGACGAAGAAGUUGACCUGGCGAUCGAAGACACGGAAGCUGCCGAAGCAGGUCGACCGCCCGCUCGCGUUUCUCGCCAUUACGCCAAGGGAGCACUGCAGUACAUCGUUCCCAUCCUCCUCCAGAAGCUCACCAAGCAAGAGGAGCUCGACGACGAGGACGAUUGGAACCCUAGCAAGGCGGCUGGCGUGUGCUUAAUGUUGCUGGCGACGUGCUGCGAGGAUGAGAUCGUGCCGCAUGUGCUGCCGUUUAUCAAGGAGAAUAUCAAGUCUGAUAAUUGGAGAUUCCGUGAUGCAUCUCUAAUGGCAUUUGGUUCAAUCCUUGGCGGUCUUGAGAACAAUACCCUGAAGCCAUUGGUCGAGCAAGCUAUGCCUACGUUAAUCGAGCUGAUGUACGACAGUAGCGUCAUCGUAAGGGAUACGGCAGCCUGGACAUUUGGAAGGAUAAGCGAGAUCAUCCCUGAAGCCGCCAUUAACGAAACUUACUUGAAACCAUUGCUGGAGAGUCUUAUUACAGGUCUAAAGGCAGAGCCUCGCGUCGCCGCCAACGUCUGCUGGGCAUUCUCCGGACUCGCCGAAGCCGCGUACGAAGCAGCCGACGUGAACGAUGACGGCCAAGUAGAAACAUACAUCCUUUCCCAAUACUUCGAGUUUAUCGUCCAACGGCUAUUAGAGACGACGGAUCGUUUGGAUGGCGGACAGGCGAACCUGAGACCCGCAGCAUACGAGGCGCUCAUGGAGAUGGUAAAGAACUCGCCGAAAGAUUGUUACGUCACUGUGCAGAAGACUACCAUGGUGAUAUUGGAGAGGUUGCAGCAGGUACUGCAGAUGGAAUCGCAUAUCGUUAAUCAUAAUGAAAGGUCCCAGUUCAACGACUUGCAGUCACUGCUGUGCGGCACUCUGCAGUCUGUCUUACGCAAAGUAACUCCCGAAGAUGCUCCUCAGAUUUCCGACGCCAUCAUGACCGCCAUGUUGACCAUGUUCAACUCGAACUCGUGCAAGAGCGGCGGAGUUCAAGAAGAUGCUCUGAUGGCUGUCUCCACCUUGGUGGAGGUGCUCGGAGAAGGCUUCAUCAAGUACAUGGACGCAUUCAAGCCGUUCUUGUAUCUGGGGCUCAAGAAUCAUCAGGAGUAUCAGGUGUGUGGAACUGCAGUCGGUCUUACUGGUGAUAUAUUCCGUGCACUGAAACUGAAGGUGUUGCCGUAUUGUGACGAAAUCAUGACUUUAUUAUUAGAAAAUUUGGGAGAUCAGUCGGUGCAUCGCAGUGUGAAGCCUCAGAUUCUCUCUGUAUUUGGAGAUAUGGUACUGAGCAUCGGUCCGGAAUUCAAGAAAUACCUCGACGUGGUACUGCAAACGUUGGCUCAAGCUUCCCAAGCACAAGUUGAUCGUAACGAUUUUGACAUGGUCGAUUAUCUGAACGAGCUUAGAGAAGGAGUACUUGACGCCUACACCAGCAUCAUACAAGGAUUGAAAGGAGACGGUCCUGAGCCGUCGCCCGACGUGUUGGUGUUGGAACCGCACGUCCCGUUCAUCGUGCAGUUCAUCACAGUGGUGGCGCAGGACGUCGAACAUUCGGACGGUACGGUUGCCGUGGCAGCCGGAAUAGUCGGCGAUCUUUGCUCCGCCUUCGGCCAGCCGAUGUUGCCGUUGCUCGAUCUCGAACCGAUCAACGAUAUGCUGGGACAGGGUAGACGCAGUCGCGUCAACAGGACGAAAACGUUGGCAACGUGGGCAACAAAGGAACUGCGCAAGUUGAAAGCCGCCGCCAGUGCACAAGCGGUAGCUGCAGGUGGUGGACAGCAGACUGCUGCUCCAGCGGCAGCUGCGGCUAGCUGAUUCUGUUUGGCAACUUAGGGUAUAUCAGAAGAAAUUUCAGCAAAAUCGGACACCAUCAAUAUAUUGGUUCUCUAUAUUUUAGCAUCUAACCAAAAUUACAAAAUGAAUUUUCUUUUCUUAGUAACCAGUUUUACCGAACUGUACCACAAACAAAAAUACAUUAAAAAACACUGAUCUUAUUAAAACUGGUCUAGUACGGUUGACAUGGUCUGGCCAUAAUGGGGCCUCAGAAAGGGUCAAUUCUUUCUGAAUGGUCCAGUUUUGGUUGCUUACCGUUUUCAACAAUUCACUGAUGGCAUUAAGUAAUAAUGAAUAGAGAUUCUCGUAUUACAGACAUUAUCAACAAUAAACUGAUCACGUUAAGUAAUAGUGAAUCGAGAUUCUUGUAUUAUAGACAUUACCUCUGAUGUUUCUUUUAGUAUUUUACGUUUUUUUUUGCCUGCCUCCAUUUAUCAGGUACCGUAAUUUUGAGUGUUUUUAGGCGGUUUGUUUCUGCAACUUUGAAACUUCACUUUCAUCCAAAUUUUGUUACUAAACCAUUCUUCGUACAAAUAUGUAUAGUUAGGCCUUCAACUUGCAAUAUAGCUUACAUGUCAUUAUUGAAUGCCCGGAUGGUUUCCCAAAGUAUCCAAUACAAAAAGCUAGUUUUCGGAAAUAAUUCGGUACCGAUUCUGAUCGUUAGAGGUAGUACUAUCCCCCAUUUUAGUGAAUUUUUGAAACAUGAUUAAGCAAUCAAAAUGUCUUUUUGACCCAGGGAUGUAUAAUUCAGAUUAUGUCACUAAGAACUCCGCGAUGGUCCUAGUGGCGUGACGUUACUGGAGCAGCUUCAGUAAUAGCGUAUUAGCUUGACCUGUGGACAGGUAUCAGAAUUCCAAGUUAGUUGUAGUUGGGGUAUUGGCUCGGAUGAACUUUCUUCUAAAUGUUACAAAAACUGUAUCGGACUCUUGAAUGUUGAAUAUAGGUAUAGAUAUGUCAUUCAAUCUGAUGCGACGUUGCCAAGGUUCUUACCUGCUGUUCCGAGUGACGUCAUGCCUUGCGGCAUAACCUGAUUUUUACAUUCUAAUUUGGAUUGACCCUGCAACGAGUGAAUGUGUGUGCUCUACGCAUUAACUCCACAGAAAAAUCAAGAAGAGUUCUGAUUGGUGCGAUUCUCUACGUAAAUGUGAACGGACGCUUGCUGUGGUAGUAGCGCGUUUCAAUAAGACUGAAUAGUGAAUGGUUGUUAGUAGUGAUGGUGUGCAGUCCCUCCGUUGUCAUUUGAUGCGUCCACAUUCAUUCAUUUAUUUUUGUUUUUAAUAGCGACUCACACGUAUGCGCGGUUUUUACACAGUACGAGGAAAAGUUCGAACUAAAAUAGGAAUAGAAAUAUAUCUCAACAAGACUAUAACUACUGCUAAGAAGGUAUUUGUGCUCUUAUUCUCGGUACCUAAAUGUUAUUUUGAUGAGAGCGUCAAGAGAGGUCACAUGGUACAUACAUGUUUAACUUUCGAGCGUCAAACACAAACUGCACACUACUAUUGACGCUCGAGUUAUUUGAUAAUUGUCAGCACAGCAUUUAAACGUUUGCAUAUCUCUUUAUUUUCUUGCGCCUAUACAGUGCUUGUUGCUGCAACUUUUCUCGACAAGAGCUUUCGUGCCUAAGAAUCCUUUGAUUUCACCUAAUCACUUUGACUACUACAUGCUCGUCCACUUCAAGCGCGAAAUUCAAUCACGUGGCCACUCUCAAUUCUCGAUAUUUGAUGCUUAAUGCUCUCAUGGUGUUAUACUUGAUUCUUCAAAACAAUAUCAAAAUAUUUUUAUUAUUAAUCUGGCUGUACUUAUGGAUAUAAGGAUGAUACUACCUUUUAUAAUAACUUGACUAAAUCCUUUUAGGCAGCAUUUUAUUUACAUUGUCUGAACUUUCUCUCGUACUUUUGCUGGUUUAUACAACAUAAUCAUAGUGAUAAUCAUACGAGCUAAAUCUUACGAGCUUCAAGGUCAACGUUGUUACGCUUAUAACAAGUGUUUAUGCUAGGAAUGUGACAAGUUAUAUACACGCAUUCGUAAGUAAUAUGCAUGUCAACUCUUAUUCUGAUCUCUGUGGUUAUGAUUAUGACGAGUAAAGUGUUGUAUUAAUUAUUAUUGCACAUUCGUUGUGGGAUCUAAUGGUAAUUUGAAUCUAAUUUGAAAUUUUCAAACAAUCCUUUUAUCUGCUUAAGAACUGCGUAUCCUUGAAAGAUUGUUUAAAUUUUGGUGCUUAUGCGCGAGAAAAUCUUAUUGUUGAAUCUUGUAUACAUUUGGUCGAUCCCAUUUUUGUUGCGCAGUUUAUAAGAAGCUUCAAGGAAAAAAUUCUAGACAAGUUUUGCCUUUUGAGUUGAUUGAGAGAUUACUUAACAUAGCAAUUUCACAAAUUCUCCAGAAUCUUUGGAUCUUGCUCAUGGGCCAUUUUGGAAACACGUGACGAUAGUGCAUUGAUUUAUUAUUUAUUUUUUGCAUAAUAGUAAUUUCAGCUAGUUAAGGUUAUACACGCAAUUCCGGUGUCUAGAAUUUCUCCCUUAAAUCAAAUGAUUUUUACUCUGAGCAUCUUUUUUGUUAUCGUUGAUUUUUGCACGUUUUCUAGGAAAUAAAGCAUGUUGCAAUUCACUUCUUAUCACUAUUUGAAAUGUUUUCGUUGGUUAUAUUGUUAACCCUUUAUACCAUUCCAUAAUUUUAUCCAUUCAAGAUUUCCAAACUUUCCCAUUGCAUUAUGUUUUUGCCCAGUAUUUCUAGUGGCAAUGCUUUAUGCUACAACUAAAAUCCGAGUAUCCCCAUGAAGUGUUAACCAUGUUUAAUCCUCAGUAACUUUGCUAAAUGGUCCUGGAAUAUUCGGUUGCUUGUAUUAUAGCAUCAAACUUGUCACUAGAAUAUAUUUUACUUGUGAAUCUCUAAAUAUAGGAAUUUUCAAGAAUUUUUAUCGUGAUAAUGAUCGCAUAAAUUCCAUGUCCACAAGCGGACAAUAAUAGUUCUGAAUCUAUUAUGUAACACAAACAUGGAUAUAUUGGAAACAUUUGUUUUUAUAUCGUAUAUACCAUUCUGUGUAUCACAAUCUGCAUUAUUUGUUGUUAGUAUUCCUAGAAAAUAUCCAAAAGAAUAUGUUUGAAAAGUACGUGGAUUUUUUAGCUGUCUGUGUGAUAUUGAUAGGUAUUUUUUACAAAAUGAUGAAUGCUCAAUGAUGCUAAGGCAGGUGAAAGUUCACUGUAUAAUGGAGAGUUUAUCAAAAUUUGACGGUCACAUAUUAAAAAAUCUGUUGAAGGUCAAUUUACGAUUGGAUUGUUAAAUAAAAUAAGUUGUCCUUUGUCGGUACACACUAAUAUGAGUAUUGCUUCAGACAUUGAUCUUCCAAAGUGUUAUCAUACAAUAUCCAUAUCAAUUUUCUUCAUAUCAUAUUACUGAUUUUUGAAGCACUUUGAUAUAAAAGUUACAGAAAUAUACUGUUAAAUGUACAGAAAGUAAAUUGACAUUCAAUAUUUUAUAAAUCAAGAUAAGAAAAAGUGUCGAAUAAUGGCAAUCAAAAAAAAAUAACAUUUGGGUAUAAUAUGUGGCCUUUAGUAAAAUAAUAACCAACAAUUGAACCAUCCAACGGUACUAAGUGAAGAGGAGAGAUAUGGAAAGUGAUGAUGUUUAUAAAAAAGUGGUGGUGUGGGGCAUUAUAGACCAUCUGUACAUUUUAAUUUUUGUUUUAUAACAGAGCAUUCAGGGUGUAUGUCAUAUACAAAGUUCCAGUUCCAUUAUCCGGCUCGAAGUAUAUAUUCCACUUUUAUUACUGAACUGUACUAAAGAUUGAAAUGCUUAAAAAAUGAUUAGGUAUUUAUCAAAAUCUACAAAACUUCGUUAUGCCGGACUGCUGGACAUGAUCAUACUAGGCAGUUGUAUUGGAUAUCAUAUUGAGCUUAUCUGCCAUACAUAUAAAAAAGUAUUGUUUAGCAAGCAACUUUCAGAGCAGGCAUUUCAGUCUAUAGAAUUUGAAGUGUUUUUGAUCUACAUCCUGAGAAAAAGGAAAUGUUUAAUUUUCAGGAUUGUUUUUCUAGUUAGUGCUGUUUAGUUGUUAUAUUUUUGGGUUUUAUUCGUCUCAUCGUGUCGUAUCUGAGAGUAGCUGCCAAAAUAAAUGAAUCUUUUAGUUAGGCGCGAACAGUAUAGAUCGAAUAUUGUGUGCCAUGUACGAGUAUGUUUAUUGGGAAUCUGUCAAUAAGUUUCAGUUCUACUCACACAGGUGGUCUAAACAGUAGACCAAGAUACAUGUUCAGCACUUUUUGUAUUUAAUGAAAUACAUAUCGUUUUGAUCCAAAGUCGAAGUUUAUGGAAUGUAUUUCUCUGAAGCUUAUGCGUCAAUGGUACAAAUUGAGAAAUCGCUAGAGUCCGUUUGAGUUAGGUACUUUUAGUUUGAGCAAUAUUACUUGUAGGAAGGGUUAAAGAUCGACUCCUAGUCAACCCAUCUAUUGUACGCAACUAGAACUGUAAACCAGUAAGUUGCAGCAUGAUCAUCUGAAUACUUUUGUUAGGCACAAGAUUUGUGGUAUUGCAAUGUUAUUAUAUAUUGCGACAGUUCUGCUUCUUAUAGCUAUUUUUGUUUAAUCUAACAAAUUUAAAUAUGUUGCUCAGUGACUAUAUAUAUCGUAUCGAUGAUAGCGACUGAUAAGUUCCUAUGAGAAAUACUAACCAUAAUUGUCAACAACAAAGGUAUAUAACUUGAUGAGCUGACUAACGAAUUCAUCAGCUAUUUUUAAUUUUCAUUUAGUGGAAAUUUAGACCAAAACUGCUUUGUUAUAAAACAAGUUCACUUAUUUUUUGCCUUACUGUGGUAUCUUGAGAAUAAGCGAUAACUUCCUUUUAAACGCCAUUUGGAUAGAUUAAAUGGAAAAAAUCAGUGCAUUGGCUAUAGCAAAACCAUUUUUCAAAUGAUUGAUUUUUUAUAUGGAUAUUUCGGAUCUGAGGAUUUUACGAUACCUUAGUCUACUCAGGUAGCGAUUUUUUCAUGAAUAUUUUAUGGUAUACGCGCGUGGCUAGUUGGUUAGUAAGUGAUAUACCUCAUCUUCACCGAAAAUAAGGAAAAUAUGAUUCUUGGGUUCAAUAUUGAACACAUUUUUUCUCUAACUGCAUAUCAUUGUCCACAUCAUUAGAUUGUCUUUGGUGAAAGUUAUAUUUUGGAUAGUGCUAAUCGUAAUUUUCAGUAGACCGAUAAGGCUUACCAAUUUUGAAUAUUAGACGUGCUGAAAUGUAUCUUGAUUGCAAAAUUAUGGAAGCUUUGCAUUACUAUAUUUCAUUCUCAGGUAACAUGAAGAAAACGUAUGGUAUUUUUCUGACAGUUUACAGUUAAGGCCUGAAUGUGCCUUGUGUGAUUGGGAAGGGUGAUGUUAGAAUACACAAAAUGAAAUCAUUCCAGCGAAAUUUAAACUAUUAAAAUUAUUGGAAUCACAACUACACUUUUAGAUACAGAAAACGUUCUUUACCAUUGAGGUCAUCAGAAAACGUCAUGUGUAUUCUUUUAAUACCACUAGAUACAUUUUGUGUAUUGUAGGGUCAUAAGUGAGUUGUGUGAACAAAAUGUGGCUGUGUAUGAUGUGUACUAGUUCAGAGAGUGAGAGUAAGGUAUAUACUUAAUAAAAAAAGAAUCUGUGAUUUGAAGGGGUUUCUAAUGAUGCCAAAAAGAAAGUAAUUCCAUUAGUUUUAUAAUCGUAACUAAGAGUGAGAAACCUUUUCAAUGUGCGUAAUUAUAAUUCUCAACAAUUAUAAUUAUAAAUUCCUUGUAUGUGUGAUAUUUUGUUGAAAGUUGGAUUAAAAAUUCCAGCAGACUUAUUCACCCAUUUCCUACAAAAUAACUUUUUUAUUUCUACCUAGAUAGUCUUAUGGUACAUUUAUUUCUCCUGCAACAGUAUUUUCUGUGUGAGUCUAUGAGAAUUGUAUUAUAAUUAGAUUUCAUUUUUCUUUCUCGGCCCUCAUUUUGUGAAUAAGUAGCAUGAUUUUUGCAAUUCUUAAUCCCUUUCAAUUAUACUUAGACUGUAUGCAACUUAGUAUGUAAGGCGUUUGAUAGCGAUUUUGUAAAUAGGGUGAUUCAUCUGAUUACAGAUAAUUUAAACCAUGUUAAUCUACAAAAAAAAAUCAAGAAACUAUUUUGAGAAUGCCAUUAUAGACCAGUAACAAACUGUUAAGUUGAAUUACUGAGUGAAAUACUUCUUUGUCAAAUAUGUACUUUUCUUUUUGAUAGGAGAUUUAUGUGAAUAAUGAUCAACAGUUUGAUCCAUUAGCAACAAUUCUUUUGGUUAUCAAAACAAAAGUUGCAUUUAUUUGGCUAUGUCAUUGUUUAUUUAUAAAUAAAACCUAUACCCACAAUUAA
Messenger RNA from Acanthoscelides obtectus, 9522 nucleotides. NCBI's taxonomy places the organism in Eukaryota, Metazoa, Arthropoda, Insecta, Coleoptera, Chrysomelidae. The record is from the annotation of a GenBank genome assembly.